UAUACUUAAAACACCUGUUCAGAAUAAGUAAUUAGCCAUUAUACAGCUUGCCUAUCAUAAGGUAAAGCAGCGCACAUAACUAUUAUAGUACUAUAUGUAUCAGACAUUGAACUAGCCAGAAGAGAUGGAGAUAAGUGAGAAGGAUAUAUACAGCUCAGUCAGAUCAGAAGGACAACACAGCAUGGUGUACAACAGUGGCUACAUAACACACGUUGAACCUGACUACGAACAGACCACUAACAAUGGAGAUUCCAGCACUAUGGGAGACUCAUUUGAGCAUGUAACAAUAAACCCAGUUUAUGAAGACGUAGGUAAGACAGAUACAACAGAAUAUAAUCAUCUGUUUAGUUUAUCUAGGACAUCUAAACAAAUCUACAGCCAACUAAUGCUCAAGAAGCAGACAACAGGCUGCAAACUAAGUUGCUUAGCAGUGGUGGCUACUUUGGCUGUUGUCUUGUCCAUAGCAGCGGUGUUGGGGAUUAUAACAGCACAAGCAAGCCUUCAUAAUGAGAUAGGUCAGCAAGAAACUUUAGCAGAACAAGCAAAGAAUUGUGCAUGUACCACAGCUCUGGCUAAUAGCACCCGCUCUCCACAAGAUUUUGAAAAUUUGGAGGACAGAUUGAAUACAACUAUGGAAGAACUUGACGUACUCAAGAAUAUGGUGACUCAAAUCUCAUUGGCCUACCAACAGUUGCAGCAAGAGCACCUUUCCCUACAAUCUUCAGUGGACACAUUCCGACUAGAUCAGAUCACACUUCAGAGCGAUGUCACCACCCUAAAAAAUCAAAUCAGCUCUCCUGUCAAUCUCUAUCAGAAUUGCUAUGAACAAACAGUUGAGUGUUACCUCUCUCCAACCAUGGGCCGCUAUUGGAGGCAGUGUUCAACUGGAGAGCUACCCAUUAGCAUAACUGGACAAUACACACUGAGUAUGCGAUGUGAGCAUCGAUCAAGACGGUUUGGAAUCUUUCAAGAGUCAGCAUAUCUGCGACCAAACGACUCGAACCAGAAUGUUCGUUGUGUGUGCGAUACAACCUACCCAAGAGAGGAUGCAGAUGGUCAUUGGCUCAUACCUGGCGACAGUGAUGUGGACCUAUUUUGCAAACUGACUAUUAUCAGAUGUCCUAUUGCAUCCACUUUGUACAACUAGUUAUGUAUAACUACAUGGUCACACAUGGUGUCAUGUGGGAGCAGCAGCGUUUGAAUUCAAAAUUUGGAGUUUUAAUUAAUUGUACUGUGAUGAUUCAUGAUA
Messenger RNA from Halichondria panicea, 1249 nucleotides. RefSeq lists its product as uncharacterized. Lineage: Eukaryota; Metazoa; Porifera; Demospongiae; Suberitida; Halichondriidae. The coding region runs from base 125 to 1147 and encodes 340 amino acids. The transcript is spliced from 2 exons. The record is from RefSeq and is a predicted model, not a curated record.